This is a messenger RNA of Magallana angulata, 1951 nucleotides long. RefSeq lists its product as uncharacterized. NCBI's taxonomy places the organism in Eukaryota, Metazoa, Mollusca, Bivalvia, Ostreida, Ostreidae. Bases 130 to 1113 code for a protein of 327 amino acids. The record is from RefSeq and is a predicted model, not a curated record. The transcript has a single exon.
AGAACAAUUGGAACAAUGACAGUAGUUACAGACAACUGUACAGGAAGUUUUCAUGGUAAAAUUUUAACUUCUACUCCGAUCAAAAAGAUCUCCCCUUAUCUUGAUGAAGAAUAAAAAGUAAGUUUAUUUAUGGAUGACUCUACUCCGAUCAAAAAGAUCUUCCCUUAUCUUGAUGAAGAAGAAAAAGUAAGUUUAUUUAUGGAUGACUCUGUCACAGGAUCGAACUUUGAUGACAGUCAUGACAGCAGAGAUCCUACUUUUGUUAUUGAUGAGGAUGAAAGUUUUGAUGCAGAAAAUGUUGAUGAUCACAAUGAUGAUAAUUGUGAUGAAUCAUCAUCACUCGUACAAACCAAAAAGUUUAUUGUGUUUGAAAAUUGUUUGGAUGAUAUUCUGAAUUGUUUGAUAAGCAAUAUUUGUAAAUGUCAUGUCGACUCUUCAGAUACCAUCAAAGAAUACUGUGGUUCAUUGUUAAAAGUGUCAGUAUUUUGCACUGGCGGUCAUUUAGUCAAAAAAUGGUUAUCUCAGCCACUGUUAGGGAAAAUGCCCGUAGCCAACUUGCUUGUGUUUGCAGCAACCCUUUUUGCAGGUCAAACAUAUGCACAUAUCUCUCAGUUUGCAAAAUUUAUGAAUUUUCAAUUUGUAAACAAAACAACAUUUCAAACUGUACAACGAGAAAUUGUAAUGCCAGUGGUUGAUCAUUCUUGGACUGUUAUGCAAGACCACAUUUUCAAGAAAAUUAAAGAUUCCAACCGUUGUCUAAUGUUGGCUGGUGAUGGUAGAUGUGACUCUCCUGGCUUCAAUGCAAAAUAUUGUACAUACUCAUUAUUAGAUAUGGAAACACAAGAAAUUGUGGUUUUUGUUAAUAUCAAACUUACUGAAACAGGAAGUUCAAGCAAAAUGGAAGUUGAGGGAUUUAGAAGAUGCAUGACAUAUUUGAUUGAAAAGGGCUUUAAAAUAGAAUUAUUGGCAACUGAUAGGCAUGUUCAGAUUAGAAGUCUCGUAACAAAAGAAUUUCCCAAAAUUGAUCAUCAGUUUGAUGUUUGGCAUCUUGCAAAAUCAAUAAGAAAAAAACUGUUGCAAAAAUCAAAAACAAGUGACUGUCGCCUUGGAUAAGAGCGAUAUGCAAUCAUUUAUGGUGGUGUUCAGCUAAUUGUCAGGGUGACAAACAAUGGUUAAAGGAGAGCUGGGUCUCCAUUGUGCAUCAUGUUGUUAAUGAACACAGUUUUGAGGGUGAUAAUGUUACAAGUUGUUCUCAUGAAAAUAUAAGUCCUGAAGACUCAAGGAAAAAAAAGUGGCUUAAAAAGGGUUCUGAAGUUCACAAUGCAUUGAAAGAGGUUGUACAGGACAAAAGGUUGCUAAAAGAUAUCGCUCAUCUCAGUGAAUUCUGCCACACUGGCAAUCUUGAAGUCUACCAUAGCCUUCUUACAAAAUAUGUUCCAAAAAGGCAGGACUUUGACUACGACCAAAUGAACUGUAGAACAGCAAUUGCAGUCAUUGAUCAUAAUAUGUCUCAAAACAGAGGUCAGAAGGUAGAUGAACAUGGAAUUGGUGUCUACAAAACAGCAUAUUCUAAAGUAGGGUCAAACUGGGUUGCAAAACCUGUGUAUAAUCCCAAAUUAUAUAAAUGGGUACCUGUUUUGAUGAAAUUAUGUAUUAUGCAGAAGCAAACAAUGGCAAUUCCUGUUAUGCAAGUAUCAGCAAGGUCAAAGGGGAAUAUUGCCCCAGUACAACCUCAAAAUAGAGCUGACCUUGUAUGUAAACUUGUGUCAAGGUUUAAGGUAGUUUAUGACCAUGCAUCAUAGGGGUCAGGCACUGAAUUAUGGAUCUGAACACGUAAUUGAUGCAAUGUAAUUCAUGCACUGUAUGUGCAUGUUGUAUUUAUUAUUGGAAUACAUUGGUGAUUAUUUUUUUCUUUUGCCUUCAAAGUAUAAUUAUGAUACAUGUUUGUUCC